Molecule: messenger RNA, 6351 nt
Organism: Paramormyrops kingsleyae
Lineage: Eukaryota; Metazoa; Chordata; Actinopteri; Osteoglossiformes; Mormyridae
Gene: ccdc136b
Product: coiled-coil domain containing 136b
Biological process (GO): single fertilization; acrosome assembly
Cellular component (GO): acrosomal membrane
Source: RefSeq, a predicted model, not a curated record
CAGGACACGAAUCCCCAAGUUUCAUCAGCAACCAUUUAAACAGGUUGUAAUUUGCUGUGUAAGUGAGCUCAGUAAAUAAAAGGGGGAGAGAGAGAGACUAUAAUUAGGUUCCGACGUUCUUCAGGGUAUAUCAGCCAGGAAUGGAAGCCAACAGCUGCUCUGGUAGCAGGAAGCUUUACCAGUCUGGAGAGUUUGGUCCCCCACAGUUAACCAGACCUCCUGUCUUCCUAAACGGACCUUCCAUGCUCCUUCUUCGUCACAGAAUUUAUGAAUGAGCCAUGUGUCACGCUGAGUGAAAGAGAGAUCUCAGAUUGGAGUGGAUCACAAUUUGGCGUUUUUUUUGCUGUGCUUUUCCUAUUCCUGCCACCGGGUGGCGCAUUGGAAUAUUUGUUUCCACUCAUCCAGCCAUGGCGAUUGAGGUGUUACAACAGAUUGGUUGUUUUCAAACAGGGAUGGGAGGGGUUUGUGUCAACCCCCGAGGGCUACGGGCAGAGGUCUGUGGAUAGGUUAGUCUACUCGGUGGGUGUGGGGUAGAAAAAUAUGAUGGCAGUGGAGAGGGUGGGGUCUGAGAACAACAGGUGGAGUAGGUAGGUGGUGUAGGGACACCCCAGAGCAGCUGGACCCCCCCGUGAGGAUGCGUCAGCUGUCUUGUGAUGAUGAGUGUGGGGAGCUGCGCAAGAAUUUGCACCAGCUGCACUGAGGCUGCGGAACUGUCUGGCUCGUCCAAUGGAAUCGCAAGGGCAGCUGUCCAAUCAGAGCUCCGACUCUGGGUCAGGUGAUGCCAGAGGCAGCUCCUCAUGUUAACAUCAAUGAUAGGAAAGUGGAUGCUACAAGACCAUGACGACGACCUGAAACCAGAGAAACCUGGCAUGGAGGACGAGCUGACUGUCAAGGAGAAGGAGGCCCUGGAGGAGAAUGAGGAGAAGGAGCAGAAGGACGAAGAGGCAGGCAAUGGGGAGAAGGAGGUGACCGAGGAGAAAGCGGGGGAGGCAGCUGAGAGGAAGGAUGCAGUGGAGACCGGCGACAGGCAGGGGGCGCCGCUCCCUGAGGGGCAGGAGCUGGAGGAGUUGAGGGCACAGGUGCUCCAACUGCUCCUGGAGCUGGAAGAGGCACGGGAGAUGUCGCAGAAGCACGAGGAGAGCUUCCACGAGCUGCAGGGUCUGCUGGAAGAUGAGCGUCUGGCCAGCGCGCACCAAGCUGAGGCCUUCACACGCCAGAUCCAGAGGCUACAAGCCCAGCUGCGCUCUGUCCAGGAGGAGAUGGACAGCCUGGAGGAGGAGAAGGAGAGCGAGCUGGCCGAGGCGCAGGAGGAACUGCGGGCGGCGCAGGAGGAGGUGCUGGUGCUGCAGCAGGCGGCCGAGGAGGCGGCGGCUGAGCGGGAGAACGACAUCGCCAGCCUGCAGGAGGAGUUGUGCCGGCUGCGGGCCGAGCUGCAGCGGCUGCAUGCCACCACGCAGGAGUACGAGCUGGAGAUCACCACACUGCGCGCCGAGAUCACCAUGAAGAGCCAGCGCAGGGAGGAGGAACGCAACCAGGGUGAUGUGGGCCUGCUGAAGGAGGAGUGCCGCGUGCUGAAGGAGGAGUGUCAGGCCCUCAAGGACGGCAACAGGCAGCUGCUGGAGCGUCUGCAGCUGCUGCAGCUACAAAGGACCGGCUCCAACGACGUGUGCCUGCCGCUGAAGGAGGAGAGUGAGACAGAGGACGGGCAGCUCCGCGUGGUCGACGGCGGGGAAGGAGAGGUAGGAAGUAGGAGGAUCUCUACACAGACCAGCACCAACUGCCGCCUGGUAGACGCCUCGAUCCAGAAGAACAUCUCCUUCGACGGCAAGCCCGUGACCCCUACCAGCUGGAACGGGGGCUUCACUGAGAUCUUCUCCCUCCGCGACCAGCUGAAGCAGGCGGAAGAGAGGGCCCUGCAAGUGCAGAAGGAGUGUGAGGGCCUGAAGGAGGAGCUCCUGGUACUGCAGAGCCUGUGCGACAGCAGCCAGAAGGAGCGCGACGAGCUGGAGAAGGAGCUGCGCAGUUACCGAGAGCAGCUGGGGAGGCUGAUGGAGGGGAGGGCUCAGAACUCCACUGCUCCAUCUGAGCCCCCUGUUCUCUCCAUCCCCCUCGUAGGAAUGAUUGUAAUAGUGGCCCUGGUUUGGUGCUGGUGGUCGGAGCUGUCAUCUAGAGGGGCCCAGGGGAGCGAGGGAGGAUGGAACUCGGUACUGGUGGUUGCCGUGGCAGCAGCUGCCUUGCUGAUUGUGCCCAGUUUGUGCAGAGCCGUCUCCUGAGGACCGUGACGGUAGUGAUUACGCCACCUAAGCAGCACACUCUUCCCCCCAAGCCCCUGCUCGCCUCACGACGAGCCCCAUCCCAUCGUACCUGCAGCUUCACCUCCCCUUUGGAGGGGGGGGGCGAGGCAUCAAAGAAGGGACUGGGACACAUUAACCACCAUGCUGCCACCAGGUCUCCAUUCUGAAUGACCCAGGAGGAUUCUGGGUAAAAUGUGUUUUGAUGUAUGAUGUUACUGCUUAUUGACUAGCAUUGCAUAAAGGCAUAGGAUUCUGGUGGGAGGUUGAAGUGCACGGACCCAGGGAGCCAUUGAUAUCGUUGCACGUGUCCCCCCCUCCCCCUCCCGGCGCUCAAAUGCACUCAACGGUAGCUGUCCAGUCUCCCCCUAGAUGGUCCCUCAUUGGUGCGUUGACGAGACGGCGGACCUGUGUAAACUCUACACCACCUGCAGCUCCCCUGGAUGCAUAAACUAACCUGUUUAUUGAUUGAUUUAUUCUCCAUUGAGCAGAGGCGGCCUGAACUUUAGUUUCGUUUUUUUUUUUCCGUCCAAUUGCUUGUUAAAUUUGUGCAGUUGUGUAAGGAUUCGAAGAAGCGCAGAGGAGCUAAGCGUGCUGGAAGAUGUCAGGUUGGGAUUUUUUUUACGGACUCAGAUGUAAAUCUGCCGUGCUUUAAGGAAAGAGCGCAUUGUCUCGGGUGGAAACUAAUAUGAAUAAUGUUACUCUUAAAUUCUAAGUAUUUUUAAAACAUUUGAAUCACUUUAUCAUUUCAAUAUCGAAUGAGGCUUCAUGAAUACCAGGUUUCAUUGUUUUGUGUUACAUUAUCCUCUUGCUUCUUGUUCUCUUAUAGCAUGUCCUGUACAAUUUUGGUAAAAAAAAAAAAGAAAAAAAGAAAUUACUUUAUUGUAUAAAUGCUGCUUUCGGAGAUGGUUGUGGCAUUGGUUAGGUUUUCGACCUGGUCUUCCUGUGUGUGUUUAGCUCCUGGCACGCAGUAGGGGGUGCUGUCGAGCAUGGCCUUCUCGGGAGAGUGUGUCCAGCUAGGGCUGCUUGGAGGAGGAGGCUAUAACCCAUGCUGGUUAUGUGUCCAAAUAUUUCAUGCCUUCCAUCACUGAACAUGUGGGGUGAAGCUUCAAAACCAGUGUUUCCAAAUCCAGUCCUCAGGAACCCACAGACAGUCCAAGUUUUUGCUCCAGGUAAGGAGAUAGGAGGGAGCAAAAAUGUGGACUAUCUGGUAGGGAGCUGGGAGGGAGCAAAAAUGUGGACUGUCUGGCAGGGAGCUCGGAGGCAAAAAAAACCAUGGACCGACCUUGGAUGCCUGAGGACCAGAUUGGGAAACACUGUUUAAAGCACAAAGAGCUGAACAAGCCUGUGGGACAGUCAUACCACAAACCGAAGAAGGUCCAUUUAUCAGAUAUUGCUUUACCCUCCAAAGUGAAACAGCUGCUGGACCCAUAGGAAUAUCACUGGUUCAGCUUCAUAGCUUUAUAUAGACCAGGGGUCUCCAGCUCCGGUCCUGGAGAGCUACCGUCCAGUAGGUUUUCUAUCAUACCCAGCUUCUGAUAAGCCACAGCUGUUCUCAGGUAAAUACCAGGAGCAGGUGUGGCUCAUCAGAAGCCAAGUGGGACAGAAAACCUACUGGAUGGUAGCUCUCCAGGAUCAGAGUUGGAGACCCUUGAUAUAGACACUCAGCAGUCACUUUCUUUGGUACACGUGCUUGUUAAAAAGCCUGAUCCUUCAAACAGAGAACCAUGUGGCUGCAGCUGACAGCAUACAGCACACAGACAAGGGGGGCCGCUAAGCAUCACAAGAAACAUGAACAAAGUGAUCUUGCGCAUGGUGUGACUGUUGGCGAUAUACACGGCGGCCCCAGCAUCUCAGAAACAGCCAUCCUCCGGGGAUUUUACCAUCCAGAGUUUACAGAGAACGGUGCACUGAACAUAAAACAUUCAGUCAAUGGCAUUUCUGUGCCCGAACACACAAUGAAAGAGGUCAGAGGAAAAUGGCCAGAAAUGUUAAAGCUAACAGGAAGUUAGCUUCAAAGCUAAAAGGAAGUUAGCUUUGCACAAGUACAAAACAAAAAAAAACAACGGUAAUGUGCAGUACGGCCCACCUGGUACUCUGGGGGAGGUGCCUAAUAAAGCAACCACUGAGUGUGUAUGUAUAAUACUUAUUGUGACAAACAAUCUAUUUAAGAAAUGAGGUAAUGCUUAAUUCAUUUUAAAGACCUCCUGCGUAGGUUAUUGUGAGAGGACCGAACUGCAGCUUAAGAAACAGACAAAUCAUGAUGUUCUUAACCCAGAACAAUUAUUAAAAGGCACAAAUAUUUUGAAAAUAACAUUCCCUAAUCUGUCUGAAUUAUUAUUCUUAUUUUGAUUAGGUGAAGCAAGUUAGUGUGUCAUGAAAUAUAUUUUUAUACUGAUUUAUUUUUUUGCCCAAAUUAUGGAAUGCAGUUUUGCUGUCUGGUCUGUAAGGUAAAAAGGAAGAUCACAUUUCCUCCUGUUGGGCUGUGGAGUGACAUUUUUGUACAUAAACAGACUUUUUUGUGAAAUGCAUGUAUGCAUUAAUGCUGAGCGCAUUUUGCAAUCCAUAUGUCCAACUUUUGAAAUGCAAUUUGGUGCAACAGCAACCUUCUUUGAAAUAACUUUUUUCAAAUUUCUUCUUUUAAUCUUUACUCAGAGAUAUGUUUUGAAUGAUUUGAUGGGCGCUGUUUAAUCCUAUAUUCACUAUUGUUUUAUUGUCUUGUCACCUACUGAGGGCAAUUUACACUAAUGACAACAGCUGUGUAGAUGUGUAGAUUUUAUAUUCGAAUAUUGUUUCUAGAUUGCUCCUCUUAUUACAAAUACACAUAUAUAUUAUGUGUAAUAUAAUUAUAAACAAAUUUCUGUUGUCCUAUUCCUGUUCUCAUUGUUUUUUAAAAACUUGUGUUUUAAUAAACACCAAGCCUUCCUUGGAUACCCAUGAUUCGAUACACUUAGCCUUCAGUGAUUUAUCAGCCUUGUAAUUGCACAUUCGCAUGCAGCCUGUUGCAAACAUGGCAGUUUACUGGAAUAAUUAUCGUAACUGUUUAUGUGCAAUAUAUAAGAAAACAUGCCUACAGUUUGUGCUGUAGUUUAUUUUGUUUAAACCUCACAGUCAGUUAUUUGAUCAUCAGAUUUUUCACAUCAAAAUCUUCUCAGUUGAAAUAAACGUGUAAGUAUGCAUUUAUGUAUUUUGACUAUUAUCUGUGUCAUUUCCUCCAUUCUUUUUGCCUUUUACAUAUAAACUUGCUUUUUAAUUGUCACAGAGAGGCGCAGUUGUGCGCGAGUGUCGUGCUGAUAACAUUUUGUUGCAGGGGUGUAGAGAGCUUCUGGAGAAACAUGGGAUCAGUCACUUCUCCACGGGCAAAGAUCUCAUAAAAUCCGACUCCUGUUUCGACUCCUCUGCUCUUGCUGGGAUCAUACCAGCACUUACCAAUGUGAAAACUUGCCUGUCCUGUUCUUUUGGCUUUUUGGCACGUGAUAAAAGGGUGUGUGAUUUUGGACAGUGCAAAAAGUUUGUUGCGUGCUCCGUAGAGGUCUGGUCUGCCUCUUCGCUUUAAGUUACGCUGAAUUAGACACAUGACCUGUGUGAUUAACGUGCUCGUAGGCUAACAGUUGAAGAUUUCCCCUUUUGGUCUCUUAGUUUUUCCGCAUGACGAGACUUUAGAUACUCCUGCAGCCCCAUCGCCAUUAGAUUUCAUGCCAUGGUGAUUGCUUUGUGCCUGGGUAAGGUGACCACCUGAUCUUCAGCUGCCUUUUAUAGUAUAUAAGCUUUGUGGAAUCGUGCAAUAUCAACUGGCAUCCCAGAAAAAAAUAAUAUAUAUAUAUAAUGUAUUUUUAUCCUUGAUCAAUUAAAGGGUGUGUUUGAAUUUCUGUUUAUCUUAAUAUGUUGAAUAAUUUUCUCUAAUAGAUCAAUGCAUGUGAGAAAUAAAAUAUUUUGUAUUUCAGUAUGAUAUUUGUGUUGUAUGUACUGUAAAUAGAAUUAGGAGUGAACUGAAAACUGUAAUGACCAUAAAUGGAUACUUAAAUUAAAACAUUGCAUUGUCAAUAGUGAGUGAAUCUUA